AUGCUUUAAAAAUAAAAUAAAGCUGAUGCUAAAUUAUCUUAAUAAAUUUUGAAAUUUUAAAAUAGUUCACUGCUGAACUUCCAACAUCGUAAAUUAGAAUAAUUUAAUACAUUUUUAGAAUAUACAAAUUGCAAAGAACUAUUAUCAAAUUUAGGAUUAUGUACUUAGAAAUUUACUCAAAGUGAAUAUUAGGAAUAAACAAAUAGUUUUUUCAUUAAUAACUUAAUUAUAAUAAAUAAGAAUAUUAAUUGA
Messenger RNA from Paramecium octaurelia, 252 nucleotides. The record is from the annotation of a GenBank genome assembly. NCBI's taxonomy places the organism in Eukaryota, Ciliophora, Oligohymenophorea, Peniculida, Parameciidae.